Molecule: messenger RNA, 1817 nt
Organism: Fusarium verticillioides 7600
Lineage: Eukaryota; Fungi; Ascomycota; Sordariomycetes; Hypocreales; Nectriaceae
Exons: 1
Coding region: 615-1313 (232 amino acids)
Biological process (GO): phospholipid transport
Cellular component (GO): mitochondrial intermembrane space
Molecular function (GO): phosphatidic acid transfer activity
Source: RefSeq, a predicted model, not a curated record
CUCGUGCUUUUGCCUCCACUUUCUUCUUAAGUUCCUCCUCUUUUUCUUCUUCUACAGCGGAGAAAGAAGCCCAGACCAGUCGAGUACUGUUGCUGCUGCCAAAGUCUCGUGCUGCUUGCUCUGCUCUGCUCUGCUUUGCUUGUCGAGGUCGCGAGGGUCUCCAGAUCUAAACUUGAUCACUCCAUCAUCAGCUCUUUUUUUAUUGUAUUAUUCUUCCCUUGUUGUAAAGUCUCUCGCGGCCCGACAUAGCUGCGAGCUCCGCUUCUGAGUCCGUCUUACUGCUCUGCUCUCUUGCUUAUCGAUUUCCCAUAUCCGGCUCUGUGCCCCCCGGAGAUAAGAAAGUGCUGUUGCUUAAGCCGAGGCGCCGGCUCAAUUUUCCGCAACCAACCUCUUAGUGAUCAACUUGAUCCAAGAGCAUCAUCGAGCUUACGGCUCAUUGGGAUAGGAAUUGGGGUUUCAAUCAGCUCUGCCAUUUGUUUCAGGGCUUCUUUGCACAAUUGAUAGGCCAGAUCAGUUGCCACUUGAUCAAUUGGACCUCUUCUUCUACGUCGCUUCUACGUCGCUACUCUUCGAUUCUUUUUCUUGACGAGCAUUAUUUGCUCGAAUCCGCAACAAUGGUUCUCACUCACACGACAAACCAUAACUAUAAUCACCCAUUCCCGACUGUCACUCUUGCCUACUUCCUCCGAUACUCCUCGCCUCAGCUAAACCCCUUCGCCGCCCAUGUUCUCAGCACCGACACCAUUGAGAGCUAUGUCGACCCAAAAACCCGUCGACUUCACACAACUCGCAUCCAUUUGAAGAAAAGUCGAAUGCCUGGUGCCGUUUACAAGCUACUUCCUGCUAGUGUCACUGGUGGUGGCUCUGGAGACAAGGCAUCAUACAUCCUCGAGACGAGUGUUGUCGAUAUCAAGGAGGGUUGGAUGAAGACGGAGAGUCGGAACCUCAAUUUCACCGGCGUGCUUUCUGUCAUUGAGAAGCAGGAGUUCAACGUCCCUGCUGAGGGCUCCAACCAGAAUCCUAACGAGACUGCUGUGACGACUAUGGUUCAGUUUAGGUCAAGACUCGGUGAUAAAAUCAGGGGCAAGCUGGGACAAGCUCAAGAGGACGGCUGGUUUAAGAAUGGUAUCAUUGGUGGCUGGGGCACGAAGGGUAUUCAGCGCAGCAUCGAGAGCAUUGCCUCCACCAAGACGCAGGAUCAAAUGGGGAAAAGCCGAGAUGGCAUGAAACUCGUCCUCGAACGAUUGCGCAACAAUGGCGUAAUGGGAGUCCUCGAGACGAUACGGCGAGAACGUCAGCGACAGCUCGCUUAAACGCAUAACGAUACGACCAACUGCAACAAUGAACGACAACGGCCUUGGAGCAGCACAACCUCGGGAGGGAAAGGUUCCUGAUGGGCUGUGUACGCUCUGUGUAUUAUUAUUGCAUUUCACCCGAGCCUGGCGUAUGUGUCUUUUUUUGGGUAGGAGAAUAUGUGGAAAAUCUGGAGAUUGAUGCUGGAAUCAACCAGCGGAGCGGAUGAGGGGACAGAAUAACGUGCGACGACACGACGCCUCGACUAUAUGUGGCAUCCCCUCUCUUGUAUUGUGUAUGAAAAAUGAAUGGAAACAAAAAUUUAAACAAGUUUAUUCAUCUAGUGAUUGACCGCGCGGAUAUGAGGUUUGGGCUUGCCUGACAGCUGAUCUGAACUAACAAGCUUGAGGCGUAUACGUUCUAAUCCAGAGCACAUGGACCUACUUAUAGCAAAUGUAUAUACACGCGAACCUGUUACAUGAUAUUAUAGACUAUGUCCAAGUGAUGCAGCCGUACUUCAAGCA